AAAUAUUUAGCAACCACCCACGAAUAUUAACUUAAAAAAAAUAUCGUUCAUUUCUCACUCUUCUUCCUUCCCCUGUUUCACUCAAUCGCAUGCUUAUUAUGGCUCAACUGCUUUCUCCUGUAUGUGCAGAAUCUCUGAAAUUCCAAAACCCAUUGUUGAAUAUUUGCUCAUUAAGUUCAUGGCGCAUGUUAGAAAGGAUCAGAACUCCUUGGAAUGUGGUGGGUCGUGGUGCCAAGAGAAGAGGCACUGGCAGACUCAGGGUUGCAACUGACGGCUCGGCUUCCACCGGGGCCGUCGCCGAUGAUUAUUAUGCGGUUUUGGGUCUGCUUCCAGAUGCCACACCUGGCCAGAUCAAGAAAGCUUACUACAAUUGCAUGAAAGCUUGUCAUCCAGACUUGAGUGGCAACGAUCCAGAGACCACAAAUUUCUGCAUGUUCAUAAACGAGGUCUAUGCGGUGCUUAGCGAUCCUGUGCAGCGCAUGGUUUAUGAUGAAAUUCAUGGUUAUGCAUUGACUGCAAUCAACCCUUUCCUAGAUGAUUCCUACCCAAAGGAUCAUGCAUUUGUUGAUGAAUUUAGCUGUAUAGGGUGCAAAAAUUGUGCCAAUGUGGCCCCAGAUGUCUUUGCAAUUGAGGAAGACUUUGGGAGAGCCAGAGCCUACAGCCAGUGCGGAAACCCUGAAUUGGUUCAACAAGCCAUUGAUAGUUGCCCAGUUGAUUGCAUCCAUUGGACAUCUGCUGCACAACUAUCCUUGCUAGAAGAUGAAAUGCGCAGGGUAGAAAGAGUAAAUGUUGCAUUGAUGCUUUCAGGAAUGGGAUCAGCCUCUGCGGAUGUUUUCAGAAUGGCAAGCAGUCGGUGGGAAAAGAGGCAAGCAAAAGUUUUGCAACAAGCUAAGUUGAGAAUGAUGAACCAGAAAGAUUCUGGACAAAGUGAACAAUUCUGGAACAAUGUAUGGGGCAAGCCCAGGGACUACAAAAAUUCAGAGGAUGAAGUGAAAGAGAGAGCAAAAAGAGCCGCUGCAGCAGCUCGAAGAUGGAGGGAGUACUCAAGGAGGGGUGUUGAUAAACCUCCCACCUUUAAACUCCCAGAGGCAAUCUCCGACGAGGAAAAUUAGCCAGUGAAUUCUAACCAUAUCACAUUUAUAUUUACAGAAUGUAAUUAAUUUACCAAUAGCUUUCUAGUUAAGACCAUGAUAACUCCCAUUCCUCGUGUAAUCAUGUAAAAUAGACAUUCAUUUGGGGAUGGUAUACUAAAUUGACUGUAAAGGCAAAGAUAAAAAUGGAAAAAUAAAAUAAAAUUAUAUAUGGUCGCUUA
Molecule: messenger RNA, 1312 nt
Organism: Carya illinoinensis
Lineage: Eukaryota; Viridiplantae; Streptophyta; Magnoliopsida; Fagales; Juglandaceae
Product: chaperone protein dnaJ C76, chloroplastic
Exons: 9
Coding region: 90-1112 (340 amino acids)
Molecular function (GO): electron transfer activity; iron ion binding
Source: RefSeq, a predicted model, not a curated record